This is a messenger RNA of Nothoprocta perdicaria, 5860 nucleotides long. It is a transcript of the gene CCDC186, whose product is annotated as coiled-coil domain containing 186. Lineage: Eukaryota; Metazoa; Chordata; Aves; Tinamiformes; Tinamidae. Gene Ontology annotation, molecular function: small GTPase binding. Gene Ontology annotation, biological process: vesicle cytoskeletal trafficking. The record is from RefSeq and is a predicted model, not a curated record. Gene Ontology annotation, cellular component: trans-Golgi network. The transcript is spliced from 15 exons. Bases 13 to 2760 code for a protein of 915 amino acids.
UUUCAGAAGAAAAUGAUGGAAGAGUGCUUACCAGAAAUGCCAAGCACCCUGGAGCCAGUCAGUCAGUUGGAUGACACCGAUUCCAACUCCCCAGCUAACAAGAAGCCUGAUAAAAUACCCAAAAUGAAGGACAGUUCAAGCAUCUGUUGUGCUGGAAACGAUGCUGAUACCUUGGAAAGGGAGUCGAAAUUGCUCCCCUUGAACCAUGACUCCACAGGGACUGACCCAAGCCAUGGGAGCCUGGCAGGAGGACAGGAACAGCAGUGUGUGCCCGAUCACGGCGGCGGUGGGGACUGCCCUGCCAAUAUUGGCUUAGAAAGAACAGUGGAAGGCGCCAAGAAAACAGGGCAUUUUGCUGGCGGAGACUUCGAUCCCAAGUCUAAUCAGACAGAGCAAUCCCUAAUGGAAAUACUACAGGAGCUAAGGGAGGAGUCUGACUUCAUGAAAAGAUCUACCGAUAAAAUCUAUUCGGAAAGCCCCUAUGAUACAGACUGUACAAAGAAGCUGAUUUCCACAAUCCAUCAGACCUCCUCACAGGAGGAUUUGCUGGAGGAAAUAGAAUCUGAACUUUUAUCUACGGACUUUUCGAAAGAAUGCAAGUGCCCCAAUGGUGUGAGAAAGGGGGAACAUGCCUUGGCUGUGUUUGAAAAAUGUGUGCAAGAUAAAUACCUGGAGCAGGAGCAAACUAUAAGGAAAUUGAUUAAAGAAAACAAAAAGCAUCAGGAACUGAUUUUGGAUAUCUGUUCUGAAAAAGAUAAUUUAAAAGAUGAGCUGAAGAAACGAACAGAAACAGAAAAGCAGCACCUCAACAUUAUUAAACAGCUAGAAGCAAGAAUAGAAGAGCUUAAUAAGGAAGUGAAAACUAGUAAAGACAAACUUUUAACCCAAGAUGCAGCAGCCAAAAAUGCUAUUCAACAGUUGCAUAAAGAGAUGGCAUUUCGAAUGGAACAGGCAAACAAGAAAUGCGAAGAAGCACGCCAUGAAAAAGAAACAAUGGUGAUGAAAUACGUCCGGGGGGAGAAGGAAUCCCUGGACCUCCGGAAGGAAAAGGAGAUCCUUGAGAGAAGGAUGAGAGAUGCAAACAAAGAAAUUGAAAAACACACUAAUAAAAUCAAACAGCUUUCUCAAGAAAAAGGAAGAUUGCACCAGCUCUAUGAAACCAAGGAUGGUGAAGCCACUCGCCUGAACAGAGAAAUAGAAAAACUGAAAGAAGAAAUCAAUUCCCAUGUUAUCAAAGUGAAAUGGGCUCAGAACAAAUUGAAAACAGAAAUGGAUUCACACAAGGAGACCAAAGAUCGCCUUAAAGAUGCAACAACAAAAUUAACUCAAGCAAAAGAAGAAGCAGACCAGAUACGGAAGAACUGUCAAGAAAUGAUAAAAACCUAUCAAGAAUCAGAAGAAAUCAAAUCAAAUGAAUUGGAUGCAAAGCUGCGAGUAACAAAAGGAGAACUAGAGAAGCAGAUGCAAGAGAAGUCUGACCACCUGGAGGUGCAUCAAGCAAAAAUAAAAGAACUGGAAGACCUGAAGAGAACAUUUAAAGAGGGAAUGGAUGAGCUUCGGACACUAAGAACCAAGGUAAAAUGCCUAGAGGAUGAACGUUUGAGAACUGAAGAUGAAUUAUCCAAAUAUAAAGAAAUCAUAAACAGGCAGAAAACGGAAAUUCAGAAUUUGCUGGACAGAGUAAAAGUUGUAGAUCAUCUACAGGAUCAGCAUCAGAGAGAUGAACAAGAAAUAAGUGCUUUGAAGGAAGAAGUAGAUGGUCUCAAUUCUCUGAUUGCUGAUCUCCAAAAGGACAUUGAAGGUAGUCGGAAAAGAGAGUCUGAGCUAUUGAUAUUCACUGAAAAGUUAACCAGUAAGAAUGCACAGCUUCAGUCUGAAAACAAUUCCUUGCAGAGCCAGUUGGAUAAGCUCUCUUACAGCGAGAGAGAGCUGCAGAGCCAGCUGGACCGUGUUCGGCAGACUAAGGACGAUCUGGCCUCCAGGUUGCAGAAGGAGGAGGACCUGCGCAAGGUGGAGGUUGAGACACUCCAGGCUCAGCUGGCUUCAGAGCAGAAGGAACUCGCGGCGAGGAAGACCCACGUGGAUGAACUGAAGGAUGAGCUGGCCACCCAGAAGCGCAAGCAUGCGGCCAACCUCAAAGAUCUCACCAAACAGCUGCAGCUAGCACGGAGGAAAUUGGAUCAGAUGGAAAAUGGCAAUUAUGACAAAGAAGGCAGCAGCAUGGGGAGUCGUUCCAGUUCAUCAGGUUCCCUUAACGCCCGCAGCAGCACUGAGGAUCGGUCUCCGGAGAACACUGGGGCUUCAGUCGUUGUGGAUAACUUCCCAGAAGUGGACAAGUCCGUCUUGAUUGAAAGGAUAGUGAGACUGCAGAAGGCUCAUGCUCGAAAAAAUGAGAAGAUGGAGUUCAUGGAGGAUCACAUCAAACAACUAGUGGAGGAAAUUAGGAAAAAAACAAAAAUUAUUCAGAGCUACAUUUUGCGGGAAGAAGCUGGAACACUUUCCUCGGAGGCCUCUGACUUCAACAAAGUCCACUUGAGUAGGCGAGGUGGGAUUAUGGCAUCGCUGUACACGUCCCAUCCUGCAGACAGCGGCCUCACGUUGGAGCUCUCCUUGGAGAUCAACAGGAAGCUGCAGGCUGUGCUGGAAGACACUCUCCUGAAGAAUAUCACACUGAAAGAGAACCUUCAGACACUAGGAACAGAAAUCGAACGGCUCACUAAACACCAGCAUGAACUGGAAAGGAGAAUAAAGCCAACAUAACCAAACUCCUAUGGAAUAACCAAUAUGAAGAUGCAGGAAAGGCAGGUGCUACAGACCAUUGCUUUUUUACAGUUUUCCUGAAAUAUGGUUACCUGCUAGCACAAGCAUCCAGUACUUUACAUAUACAACCUUUAGCUAUACAGGCUGUCUGUCUUUGUAUGAGAGAAGGUCCACAGGGUUUGGCAUCAGCCUGGUUCUCUCUGCUCAAUAUCAGCCUGAGAUGUUGCUGGAUUUUACUGCACACUACACGGAGAUGAAACAUUCUGUUUGAAACAUUACAGACAAUUUGCAGUGCUUACUGUGUUUUGAAUGAGUUGCCAUGAGGUUUUAAUUUCUGCACUGUAUAAUUAAUUACUUCUAAUGAUGGAGCUUAGAAAAAUAAAGCUGAUUAUUUUUUAGUUGCUGUUGAACAUAUCCAGUGUUACUGAGCUUUAAGGGCUUUCAGACAUUACUUCCUCCCUUGCAUAUUUUUCUGAUAUUUACGUUGAUUAAACACUUUUGACGUGCACAUGGGAAAAUACUCUGUCACAAUUGACGUGAUGGCCAUGGCAUUGCAUACUUUCUACUUUAGGUUAGCAUUCAACUUGGUGUUUCUUUUAAAUAAGACUGAAACAGCAUUAAAAUUAAGGGAUUAAGAAACUUGCUGGUUCAGUUGCUGAGUAUAUUUGAUUGAAACAAGUGUCAGCUCAACAAAUCCUAUAAUCCCCUGAUCUUUACGUGUUCGAAUCUAAAGAAUUCGGAUCUCAAGUAGUUAGUUACUGAAGUUCUCUGACUUUCUGCAUAACUAAUAAUAUUAAAAAGUGGGAGCUUAAAUUGAUCACUAUUUCCUCCUGAUUCAACCUUGUUUUCAAAAUAGAAGUCUGAGUUUACUCAUAAACUUCGGAUAAGCAGGCCAGUGACAGCAGCAGUAGGAAAUGGGAAGUGUAUGUAAGUGGAUUUGCAAUCUACUGGUUCAUCUAUAAAAGUGGCACAGAAAUCUGAGACUCUUUAAUUGUUCUGUUGUGGAGGAGACUGUCACAAUGUCACAAACUCAGACCUGAUACUUAAUCCUUCAGUAACUGAGCGGUGUGGUGGAGGGCAGGUGUCAAGAUGACAAGAUUCUUGUUGGUCACAAUAUCACUUUCAUACAUUAAUUUCAGGAUAACUUACAGGAACUGCAGUGUCUUUAUUCCAGCAAUAAAUGCGUAGAUUGAUGUAUUUGUUGCCUUUUGACCAAAAUUUAAUGAACAGAGCCCGACCAAGUCAUGGUGUAAAUAGAUACUUUCGUCUUUUUCUUAAAUAUUUGCACUUAUGAAAAGAAUUAAUGUGCACUUAAGAGUAAUGCUUCAACUAUUCUAAUUAGAAAGGACACUUGGGAAAAAAAAUCUUUUCUCUUAUCCCAGUUACCAUUUGCAUCAUUUAUGAAACAAGAGGCCUGAAUCCUGUAGCUUGAAUGCAAGGGAGAAAAACUUAACAGAGCACCUAGAUGACUUCAGUGGGCUCCAUUUUCCAGUGCCACCGAGUCACACAAGGGAUUUGGGGGAUUGAAAUUGAGCACAAGGGCCUGAUUUGGCUCUUAGGAGUAGUUUGGUGCAAGACAGAGACCUUCCCCUUUGCUUUGGAGAUAGACAUCUCCAAAUGUGCUUUUAAGGUUGUCCAGAGAGCUUCUGGAGUCUUCAAUAGCCAGUCUGUAUACUAAGAGGAUUAAGUCUUUGUUUAAAAAGAGGGGAUAAGAACAAGUGAUUUAACUAGAUGAACCCUGUAGGAAUGAUGACCCUUUAACUUGGGUUGUUUUUUAUAUAUAUACAUAUAUUUUUUAAAACUCCUGAGAGCAAUGGUUAUGCAAACGUUACACAUCCCGCCCUGGGUCUCCUGCGUUGCUGCUGAGUGAUGUGGAGAGGAGGGGCAGGUGCUUCCAGCAAGCUGGGGGCUCCCCUGAGCAAACAGGCGGUCCUUCCUAGCUGGUCUAGACCUGCUGUGGACAGAGGGAACUCUAGGAAGAGCAACUUGCCUGUCAAAACGGGGCCUAGCUCCUGCACCUUGGUGUGUUCAUGCUUUCAUGUCCCAGCUCUCUGAAUAUUCCCGGGCAUUCAGCUGAAUGUCUCCUGUAUUUUAGAUGCCAUGUUAAUAUUGUAUCCAUGUAUGUUCUUCAGGUGUACAAUGUGAAUGAAGGAGCGAUGUGGUGCAGAUGGAAUAAGUGCAAUGAUAUUGUGGAAACUUUUACUUCUUUUUGGCAUGUUGUUUCUCCUUUUAAGUUAUUUGAGAAACUUGGUUAGUUGUCCUCCUGCCCUGCUGAAAAUGCUGCUUCCUCUGUUACACUGGGUAAAUUCUCAGUGUUCUUUUUCUUGGUUAUGGAGAUGCACAAAACAUCCCCCAAAACCACUUUGUUUAUUGCAUAUGAUACUCAGUGGACCAAGGUUGCUUUCUAGAUGCUUUAUUUCAAGUGUAGCUCUUAAAGAUGGAAACUUUGAGUACGAAAGCAAGGAGGUUUGAGUGCACGACAGGGUGAGUUAGCAGCUUAGCUCAGGGCUGCUGCUCGUUCCAGGGGAAAUGCUGCAUUAUCCCCACAGAUGCUGGUGUGAAGCCCCCUGCCUUUUUCCAUGGUCUUUUCCAGUAUUGCUGGUGCAAAUCGCAAGGAUACUCUGCACAGCUGGAUAAUGGAGAGAGGGCUGCUGGGCACUGAGCUCUAGAGAGCGCGCAGGGCGUGUGCAGCAAUCACAUUCUGUUUAUUUUGGAAACUUCUUAUCAUUGGUAUGAAUAUUAGACUAAAAGCUGUCCUCAGACGAAGUGGCAUUUUGAGGACCGCCUGGAGCAGUUAGCUGCGUUUGUGCCGUUGAACUCAGCGUCCAUUUCGUACCUCGUUGCCACAGGCUUUUUUGGAAAUGCCCGGCUUGUAGCUGGUGGUAUCCUACAGGCACAGAUCCGACAUCUGAUUCUGAAUACUCAGGGUGCUCUUUUUAACCCAACCAUCCCCCAUCCUGGUGUUCUUCGAGGCCCUACAGAAAAGCUGCCUGUGCUUUUCCACCCUCUGUAAAAUCCAGCGCUGAAGGUGUCUUAGGCAGGACCUUCCUCAGUGACGGGUGCCACUUCAUGCUAUAAAAACCGCUGCUUUUGUGCCACA